Panicum virgatum (switchgrass) is the source of this 1570-nucleotide messenger RNA. RefSeq names its product F-box protein At5g07610-like. The transcript is spliced from 2 exons. The record is from RefSeq and is a predicted model, not a curated record. Lineage: Eukaryota; Viridiplantae; Streptophyta; Magnoliopsida; Poales; Poaceae. Bases 181 to 1305 code for a protein of 374 amino acids. Gene Ontology annotation, molecular function: protein binding.
CACCCAAGCGCGCAAACCCUCAUCCCCCCAGUCCUGCUGCCUUCUUCGACAGCACUGCCGCAUCCGCCGCCACCGCCGGCGCUGCCGUGGCGUCGGCCUCCGUUUCCGUCUCCGGCCGCGCUCCGCCAGAUCCAAAAGGGCGACCUCGACCUCACGGCAGGGGGAUCCUGACUCCACGAGAUGGAGUCGCCCCCCGAGAAGAGGAACCCGGCGUCCAGCCUCGCAGACGAGCUCCUCGUGGAGAUCCUCCGCCGCGUCCCCGUCCGCUCCCUGUGCCGCUUCAAAUGCGUCUCCCGGUCCUGGCGCAACCUCAUCUCCGACCCCGACUACCGCAAGAAGCUGCCCCAGACCCUGGUUGGCUUCUUCUACCAGAGCCUCAGCGGCAAGCGUUACCCUUGCUCGGCUAACCACUUCACCAACGUCACCGGGAAAGGCAUUCCUUUCAUCUACCCCUCUUUCUCCUUCUUGCCCGUCCCCAGUGACGAUUUAGUCCUCUUGGAUUCCUGCAAUGGCCUCCUACUUUGCCGUUGCUUUGAGCCUGAUCCUCACAAGGGCGAUGAGAUUCCACCGUUCCAUUAUGCUGUGUGCAAUCCGGCGACCCAGAAGUGGGUGAUGUUGCCGGAUGGCAGUUGGGCUAGUGGUGAGGCUCGCACAGCCCUCUUGGGGUUUGAUCCGGCAGUCUCCUCGCACUUCUAUGUGGUUGAGUACGUGCUGGACGAGGGUGAGUGCGUCAUAGGGGUGGAGAUCUAUUCAUCCAAAACUGCAGCAUGGAGCUUCAAGGAAAGUGAAUGGGGUGAUGAUGUUAUGCUAUAUCGUAAAGCGAGAAGUGUGUUCCUUAAUGUCUUCAUGCAUAUGCUCACUUUCUCUGAUGGGAUAGUGUUGGCGGACAUGGAGGGAAAAACAUGGAGGACAAUUCCUGUGCCGACUGAUGGUUGGUCUGGUGGCUGCAUCCAUCAAGCUCAGGGUCGCCUGUGUUUUAUUAAUGUUGAUGAUGCUGAUGUCUUCAAACUGUCGAUCUGGAUCCUUGAAGACCAUGGUACUAAUGAAUGGACAUUAAAGCAUUCCGUCAGAACUCUACUGCUGUUUGGGUGGAAGAACCUUCAAUUUGAGUGGCGUUACACAGUGAUUACAGUUCAUCCAGAAUGCAAUUUGAUUUACUUUGUUUAUGGGUGGAACAGGACACUGAUGGCAUAUGAAAUGGACCGCAAGGAAGUUCGUGUCAUCCGCGAUCUUGGACAUGAUUGCUUGGAGCCCUAUCUUGCUUAUGUUCCCUUGUUCUCAGAGGCAUUAGCAGAUGAGCAGUGAAACUGUCACAUUCACUGCAGCUAUGUUUUUGUUACUGCCAUGACAAUUUCAUAUUGAUGCAGAUUAAAUGUGACAUUCCUCGUAGCAGUCUGAUUGUUCUAGGAAUCAGUAAGUCGAAUAGUCUGGCAGAAAUGUUAAGUUCUGUUUUCUUGUUGUAUGCAUGGGAGCAUGCCUCUUUUGUGCUCUUUUGAUUUGGAUCAAUGUUGUUUAACUGUUGAGAUCUCGUUAAUUGCCUCUAGGAAGGCUAACUGUGCUCUUUCUAUUA